This is a messenger RNA of Heteronotia binoei (common prickly gecko), 781 nucleotides long. RefSeq names its product myogenic factor 5-like. NCBI's taxonomy places the organism in Eukaryota, Metazoa, Chordata, Lepidosauria, Squamata, Gekkonidae. Gene Ontology annotation, molecular function: protein dimerization activity; DNA-binding transcription factor activity, RNA polymerase II-specific; RNA polymerase II cis-regulatory region sequence-specific DNA binding. The transcript has 3 exons. Bases 1 to 702 code for a protein of 233 amino acids. Gene Ontology annotation, biological process: regulation of transcription by RNA polymerase II; positive regulation of myoblast differentiation; muscle organ development. The record is from RefSeq and is a predicted model, not a curated record.
AUGGAGGGGCUGCAGGGCCGCCCGUUCUCGCCCUCCUUCUUCUCGGUGGGCUCGCCGGAGGGGGAGCGGGCGGCGGGCGGAGCCCUGGCCGAGGAGGGGCAGCUGCGGCCGGGCGGCGGGCCCCACCAGUGCCUGCGCUGGGCGUGCAAAGCGUGCAAGCAGCAGUCGAGCUCGGGCGACCGGCGCAAGGCGGCCACGCUGCGGGAGCGGCGCCGCCUGCGGAAGGUCAACCAGGCCUUCGAGGCCCUCAAGCGCUGCACGGCCGCCAGCCCGGCCCAAGGGCAGCGCCUGCCCAAGGUGGAGAUCCUGCGCAACGCCAUCCGCUACAUCGACAGCCUCCAGCACCUCCUGCGCCGCCACCAGCGCUGCCGCCCGCCAGCCCCCGCCGCCUCCCAGCCCGCCAGCCCCACCUCCAGCUGCUCCGACGGCGCGGUUGAAUGCAACAGCCCCAUGUGGUCCAGGAGAAACAGCUCUUACGACAAUGUCUACUUCUCUGAUCUCCACAAUGUCUAUUCCUCAGAUACGAGUAUGGCUCUAUCCAGCCUGGAUUGUUUGUCCAGUAUAGUGGAUCGAAUCUCUUCCUCGGCUCAGCCUGCACUGCCCUUACAGGACACAGCUUCCCUCUCUCCCGGUGCCAGCCCUGAAUCCCAGCCAGGCACUCCAGAGACCCCUCAUCCCAGGCUCAUCUAUCAUGUACUAUGAGCUGCCUGAGACUUGAAACCAAUGCACAUGAUAUUGUUUGGGCAUGUCAAGGCACUCCCAGCAGCCAGAAGCAGAGAGC